Messenger RNA from Agrilus planipennis (emerald ash borer), 520 nucleotides. RefSeq names its product vasotab-like. The record is from RefSeq and is a predicted model, not a curated record. Lineage: Eukaryota; Metazoa; Arthropoda; Insecta; Coleoptera; Buprestidae. Gene Ontology annotation, molecular function: protein binding. The coding region runs from base 68 to 394 and encodes 108 amino acids. The transcript has 4 exons.
CAUAUAAAAGGCAGGCAAAUCUUUGUUAUUGUAUUUUUAUUUAAGAUCUCUUUUAUAAGAAAACAGUAUGAAGAUAUUUUCGGCAUUAUUUUUCGGAGCCGUUUUCGUGACUCAAACCUGGAGUUAUUCUGAAAUAGGAACCUUUACGAUGGGCCAAGGAUGUUUGUUGUGUACUGAGGAGUAUGAACCUAUUUGUGGCGCUAAUGGCGAAGGAAUUAGAAAAACUUUUGGAAACGAUUGUGAAUUGGUCGAGUGGAAUUGCCUCGUAGAAGAUGAUUAUAAGCACAUAAGUCAUGGGAUUUGUCCAGAAUCUGUCAAAUCUCGUGUACUGAAGGGAACAUGUACCAUUGUUUGUCCAGAUAGCAGCCACCCUUCUUGUCAAUGUCUAAAUUGAUUCAGAGGACAUUUUUGAAAAUGAUUACAACGCAGAACAAUAUUAUUGUGGAAACAUUAACAAAGAUUGUUUAAUUUCUAUUACUCGUGGAAUUUACAAUAUUUAAUAAACACUUAUUAUUUUGAA